This is a messenger RNA of Eimeria necatrix, 1305 nucleotides long. RefSeq names its product DNA/RNA-binding protein Kin17 containing protein, related. The transcript is spliced from 11 exons. The record is from RefSeq and is a predicted model, not a curated record. Gene Ontology annotation, cellular component: nucleus. The coding region runs from base 1 to 1305 and encodes 434 amino acids. Gene Ontology annotation, molecular function: double-stranded DNA binding. Lineage: Eukaryota; Apicomplexa; Conoidasida; Eucoccidiorida; Eimeriidae. Gene Ontology annotation, biological process: DNA damage response; DNA replication.
AUGCCCAAGGCGGAGUUUGGGACGCCAAAAUGGAUGAGCAACAAGAUCAAGGCCUCCGGCCUCCAAAAGCUGCGCUGGUACUGCCAAAUGUGCCAGAAGCAGUGCCGAGAUGAGAAUGGUUUCAAAUGUCACAGGAUGUCAGAAGGCCACCAACGGGCAAUGCAGCUAUUCAUUCAGCGCCCUGGGCACUUCAUGGACGAAUUUUCUCGGGAAUUCGAGGAGGAAUUUAUGAAACUUAUGAAAACGAGGUACUGCCGCACCCGGGUGUUGGCGAAUUCCGUCUACAACAACGUCGUCUGUGAUCGGCACCACAUCCACAUGAAUUCCACUAUAUGGGUGACUCUAUCGGAAUUUGUGCAGUACUUGGGAGCAACGGAAAAGUGUAAAAUUGAGUAUACUCCCAAGGGUUGGUAUGUGGAGUACAUUGACCAUGAAGAGUUGGCAAGGAAGAAGGAGUUGGAGAGAAAAAGGAAAAUAGAGAAGUCGCAGGAAGAUGCUCGCAUGGAGCAAAUUCAGGCUCUUGUUGAAGAGGCCAGACAACGCGGAGGAUUUCAGAAGCCAGAAUAUACGCCUUUACAGCGAGAAGAUGGGCAAACCGUCACACUCAGCAUCAGCAAGCCGCGUGAGUCCGCAGACAAAAAGGCGAAUGCGCUGCAACUACUGCACGAAAAGCUGAAGCAGGAACGUCAAAGUAAAAGCAGAGGACUGCCAGAGAAACGCAAGCUUUCGGAAAUGGAGGCUCUGGUGGCCGAGGCUGAAUGCCAGAAGAAAAAAAUGGCAGUAUUUGAAGGGAGCCCGUCCUUGAAAGAACGGUCUUCUUCAGCAACAGCUCAUAAUGACAGCAAAGAGCAAAGAAACAAUGAUGCCCAUGCCAGCUCCGGGCUUCGCCCACCAGCACACAAGCACGCAAGUGCUGACUGGUGGAUACGGCCCAGCUUGAUCGUCAAGGUGGUGCACAAGACUUUGGGUGACGGAAAGUACUACAAGAAAAAAGGAGUAGUGAAAACCGUGGAUGGCAGGUAUUCUGCUGUUUUGGAGAUGCUAGAAGGUGGUGCGAUCUUGAAGCUCGAUCAGGAGUAUCUGGAGACAGUAAUACCUGCCAUUGGCGGCCGGAUCGCUGUGGUCCUUGGCGAAUGGCGUGGUCACGAAGGAAGGCUAGAGGCGCUGAACAUUGACUCGUACUCGGUGCGAGUGACCUUGGACACAGGACCCCUCUUCAAGCUAGAUAAGUACCGGGGCAAUUCAGGAGUUACCGUUGAGGGCUUGCCUUAUGAGCACGUUUGCAAGUUGGACGUGCGAAAGUAA